UAGUAAACCAACACUAUUGAAUUUUCAAACUUUACAUCUUCCAAAUUCAAAGAUUGUGACACGUUGAGAAAAAAAAGUACAAAAUGAUGAUUUAAACAAAGAGCAUCAACACAUCUAUCUCAUACAAAUCCAGAAAGAGUUUCAAUUUCCUCUUCAAUCAAAAUCCAUGGCAAUUUCUCAUCCUCCAUUCAUUCACUUCAUCUGUAUUUUCAUUUUAGCCUUUGAAGGUUUACUUUUUGUUACCGUUAGAUCCUCUUCCUCCUCCAUCUCCAACCUUGAAUCAGACAAGCAAUCGUUGAUUUCUCUGAAGUCUGGAUUCAAUAACCUUAAUCUUUACGACCCUUUAUCUUCUUGGGAUCAAAACUCAUCUCCUUGCAAUUGGACAGGAGUAAGCUGCAAUGAAGAUGGUGAAAGAGUUGUUGAGCUCGAUCUUUCUGGGCUGGGUCUUGCAGGUUUUUUGCAUAUGCAAAUUGGGAAUCUUUCAUUCCUCACAUCACUUCAACUUCAAAACAACCAAUUAACAGGUUCAAUUCCAAUUCAAAUUGGCAAUCUUUUUCGCUUGAAAGUUUUGAAUAUGAGCUUCAAUUACAUAAGAGGUGAUCUCCCUUUCAACAUCAGUGGAAUGACACAGCUCGAGAUUCUUGAUUUAACUUCAAACAGAAUCACAAGCCAAAUUCCACAAGAACUCAGCCAAUUGACAAAGCUCAAAGUUUUGAACUUGGGACAGAAUCAUCUCUACGGUACAAUUCCCCCAUCUUUUGGAAACCUUACUUCUCUCGUAACCUUAAAUUUAGGAACUAAUUCAGUGAGUGGUUUAAUUCCUUCUGAACUGGGUCGUCUUCAAAAUUUGAAAGACUUGAUGAUUUCCAUUAAUAAUUUCAGUGGCAUUGUUCCCUCUACCAUAUACAACAUGUCUUCAUUAGUUACUUUGAUAUUAGCUGCAAAUCGUCUUCAUGGAACACUCCCCAAGGAUUUUGGAGAUAAUCUCCCAAAUCUCUUGUUCUUCAAUUUCUGCUUCAACAGAUUUUCAGGAACAAUUCCAGAAUCAAUGCAUAAUAUGACUCAAAUACGAAUUAUUCGUUUUGCUCAUAACGUUUUUGAAGGAACAAUCCCACCAGGUUUGGAAAAUUUACCUCAUCUUCAGAUGUAUUAUAUUGGACAUAACAAGAUCGUUAGUUCAGGUUCAAAUGGGCUUAGUUUCAUCUCCUCUCUAACCAACAGUUCUCGUCUUACUUUCAUUGCUGUUGAUGAGAACAAAUUAGAAGGUGUGAUUCCUGAAUCCAUUGGAAAUCUUUCUGAAGUCUUUUCAAGAUUGUACAUGGGAGGGAAUCGAAUUUAUGGGAAUAUACCAUCUUCAAUUGGUAAUCUUCGUAGCUUAACUCUCUUGAAUUUGAACAAAAACUUGCUAGCUGGUGAAAUCCCAUCUCAAAUUGGUCAGUUGGAGCAAUUGCAGUUAUUGGCUUUAGCUAAGAAUCGACUCUUUGGUAGAAUUCCAAGCUCGUUGGGGAAUCUUAGAAAAUUAAACCACAUUGAUCUGUCAGAAAACAACCUUAUGGGGAACAUCCCUAUUUCUUUUGGGAAUUUCACAAACUUGCUUGCAAUGGAUUUGUCGAACAAUAAGCUCACUGGGGGAAUACCUAAAGAGGCUCUAAAUUAUCCAAGUUUGAGUAUGGUUUUGAAUCUUUCUAACAAUAUGCUAAGUGGGAAUUUGCCACAAGAAAUUGGAUUACUUGAAAAUGUUGAGAAAAUCGAUAUCUCUGAAAAUCUCAUUUCUGGAAAUAUCCCUCCUUCCAUCGUUGGCUGCAAGAGCUUGGAGGUAUUGACAAUGGCCAAGAAUGAGUUUUCAGGUGAAAUUCCAAGUACACUUGGAGAAAUCAUGGGGUUACGAGCUUUAGAUCUCUCCUCCAACAAACUUUCAGGUCCCAUUCCUAAGAAUCUUCAAAACAGAGCAGCAAUACAGCUCUUGAAUCUCUCAUUUAACAACCUUGAAGGAGUAGUUUCUGAAGGUGGAAGAGCUUAUUUAGAAGGAAACCCUAAACUUUGCUUACCUUCUUUGUGUCAAAAUAACAAACCCCACAAAGAAAGGAGAAUCAAAAUCAUAUCUUUAACAGUCGUCUUCUCAACAUUAGCAAUCUGUUUCACGUUAGGAAUUUGGUUACAUUUAGCUAAGAGAAAGUCAAAACCUUCACCAUCGUCAUCAACUGAUGAACUGAUCAAAAGGCAACACGAAAUGGUCUCAUACGAGAAGAUUCGAACCGGCACUGCAAAUUUCAGUGAAGAAAAUUUGUUGGGAAAGGGAAGUUUUGGGUCAGUUUACAAAGGGUGUUUAAACCUAAACGAAAUAGAUGGGGGAAUUUAUGCAAUCAAGGUGUUGAACAUUGAACGAAGUGGGUAUGUUAAGAGCUUUCUGGGGGAGUGUGAGGCAUUGAGAAACGUGAGGCAUCGGAAUUUAGUGAAACUUGUUACAUCUUGUUCGAGUAUAGAUCAUGAAGGAAGGGAUUUUAGAGGUUUGGUUUAUGAGUUUUUGAGUAAUGGAAGCUUGGAGGAGUGGAUUCAUGGGAAAAGAAACCAUUUGGAUGGAAGUGGGUUGGAUUUAAUGGAGAGAUUGAAUAUUGGGAUUGAUGUUGGGUGUGUGUUGGAGUAUCUUCACCAUGGAUGUCAAGUACCGAUUGCUCAUUGUGAUUUGAAGCCUAGUAAUAUUCUAUUGGCGGAAGAUAUGAGUGCUAAAGUUGGAGACUUUGGGUUGGCCAAGUUGUUGAUGGGAAAUGAAGCAGAUCAGUGUUCUUCCAUCACUUCCUCUCAUGUUCUUAAAGGUUCCAUUGGCUACAUUCCCCCAGAAUAUGGGAUGGGAAGAACACCGACGGUGGCCGGAGAUGUAUAUAGUUUUGGGAUAACUUUGUUGGAGCUUUUUACUGGGAAGAGUCCGACCGACGAAGGAUUUGGUGAAAAACAAAAUCUAGUUGAAUGGGUUCAAUCCACUUAUUUAAGGGAUUUGAUUCAUUUUCAAACAAUUAGGUCUCCUAAUAAUCAAUUAAGGCUGCUAAUUGGAUUCCAUUGUUCCCACUACAAAGGUCGAGAAAUUAGUGAACAAAACCAAAUGGAUUGUUUGAUUCAAGUCAUCAACGUUGCCAUCUCUUGUACUGCUAAUUCUUCUGAUAAACGCAUCACCAUUAAAGAUGCUCUAUCCAGGCUUCAAAAUGCUAGAAAUUCCCUUCUCGGAUUCAGUUAGGGCUUUUUCGGUAAUUGACUUGUAAUUCCUUUUUUUUUUCUCUCUAUUUAUUGGAUUGUUCCAUUAAAAAAAAUUAUAUUAUAGAUUGAAAAUUUAUGCGUGUAAAUGCAAAUUUAGAAAAAGGGUUCUAAUGUUGA
Messenger RNA from Cucumis melo (muskmelon), 3366 nucleotides. Its product is annotated as LRR receptor-like serine/threonine-protein kinase EFR. The coding region runs from base 167 to 3229 and encodes 1020 amino acids. Lineage: Eukaryota; Viridiplantae; Streptophyta; Magnoliopsida; Cucurbitales; Cucurbitaceae. Gene Ontology annotation, cellular component: plasma membrane. The transcript has 2 exons. Gene Ontology annotation, molecular function: protein binding; protein kinase activity; ATP binding. Gene Ontology annotation, biological process: hormone-mediated signaling pathway; protein phosphorylation. The record is from RefSeq and is a predicted model, not a curated record.